This is a messenger RNA of Rhopilema esculentum, 8898 nucleotides long. RefSeq lists its product as uncharacterized. Gene Ontology annotation, cellular component: plasma membrane. Gene Ontology annotation, molecular function: potassium ion leak channel activity; outward rectifier potassium channel activity. The record is from RefSeq and is a predicted model, not a curated record. Lineage: Eukaryota; Metazoa; Cnidaria; Scyphozoa; Rhizostomeae; Rhizostomatidae. Gene Ontology annotation, biological process: potassium ion transmembrane transport; stabilization of membrane potential.
CAACGUUUGUAAAGUAUCGUACACGAAAAUUUAAAGGUCUUUGGCUUUAUAUGGGACCCUGCAUUGCACAAUUUGGUCUUCAACUUCAUUACAGCCUACGUUUCAUUCGCGUUUAACUUUUUUUAGAUAAAUUUAAAAUUGUAUCGCAGCAAACUACAUAGUACGAGCACAAAAUCACGACACAAUACAACAUAAUACAAUACAAUGUAAUACAAUACAUUGCCAUACAAUACAAAACAAAACAAAAGUAUACAGAAACUGAAUUUUGAAGGAAGAAUGUUUCCCAUAAAGCCAUGUUUUAAAAAUGAUGUUUUAUUCGUGAAUUUUGUUACAAUUCCGUUAUGUAAGAAAAUGCAGAGGAUGCGCAAAACCGCAGCCAUGGAGGAGCAUGCAUUAAACUGUGCUCCGUGUACUUAGACGUUCGUGCACCUUUGAGGAUGGAAAACAAAGUCGAUCAAAUUUGAAGACGAAAAAGAAUUAGACAAAACUAGGAUAGCAUAACAUAGGAAUCUAAACGUUCCUAUUGGCAGAAAAUCGCAGUAUUGAUUCAGCAGGGGAUCAAUUUAAGCCCAUUUAUGCCAGUGACUUUAAGGCCUUGUUCCUCUACAUCUAUGUUUACUAAACAAUAAUUCAACCUAGCUAAUUAGAUUAGUAUUAGCAACUAUUUAGACUUGAAACUGAUCGAGAUAGUUCAAGAGCCAAAUUAUUUUUCUGGGCCUAAAAAGUGCAGUAUCAGAGAACUUUUAAUUAAUAUUGCAUAUGAGAUAAAGCCAGAAGAUAGAAAUAAUUCAUAGCGAGAUUUUCAGGAAGAGAACAAGCACUUUUAUAAUAAUGCCUAAGAACAGCACUGGUUGGAAUUAUCAACCCUUCGUUUGCGUGUAGAACUGGCAGCUGAAAUUUGUAUGCAAGAAGAGCAUCGUUUAUAGCCGAGCUUGGUAUAACAAAGGUCAAGGAGCUUCUGCAAUACCCUUUCUCUUACAGGCUGAGAUUAAACAGUCGAGUGGUUAACGUGGAGUUCUCAACAAAAUCUAUAGUGAACGGCAAAAGAGGGCGGAGCUCUAAGGAAACCUUUUUAUCAAAAACACGAGCAUUUGAAAACAAGGAACCACAGCAAAGAUGAUUUCAUUCGCCAAACAAAGGCAGAUGUCCACAGCUUUAAUCAUUAAAAAAGCAUAUAGCGGAACUUUUACUAUGGUAAACUUAGUGAUUGAUUGCAUGAAGGGGUUUAUUCAAAGCAGUGAUCAGCAGAUACAACGAAGAUAUUUUCAUCGACUUGAAAAAGAACUUACUUUAAGCCAGCCGUUCAACUAAAACUAUAUAUAAGAUAAUUCCUCGGAAAAUACAAAUGUCAACGGAGAACAGAAUACACUGUUUUGAUUCUGUAGAGCAGAUUUAUUACCAACCUGAUCUCAAAGUCAGUUCCAAGCAAAAUUAUAGAUAAAGAUAAUUAACAAAGAGCGUGUGUGCAGAACGGUUUUACGCCUGAUCAGGGAACAUGUGGUUAUCCAGUGCUGGAAAAGGGAGUAUUCGAAUAACAUCACGAUGUACGUAUGAUUUCAUUACCUGCUUCACUGAAUGACAAACACGUGAAUCAGAUUAAUCAGUGUCUCAUAAUAUGUAAGAGAUUAUCUUUAUUUUUAGUGUGCAAGAGUACUUUAGCAGCAUAACAUUACAGGUCAAAGUCACACAUCGAUCUCAUGAUUCAAUUGCUAGUUUGAAUAUAUGGAUAGUCAAUGUAGUUCAGCGUGUUGUACGUCGAGAAAUGAGCAAAAAUUAAUAUAGUAAAAUAACGACUUUAUACACGAAUGAAAGAUAAGAACGAUAUUUAGAGCAAGAGGAGUUACGCUCGAAACGUUGUACUUAUCGUGUACAAAAUCGGUAUUUAAUUGUAUAAAUUUUUGCUCGUAUGAAUAUAUAGGAUCGAAUGUAAUGAAGGUAUCGUAAUGUGCCUUUUAACACUGCAACAGCGUUGAACACGAAUGAGAGAUUUGCAAUUUUUGGUUCAGAGUGAAUUUCGCUCGCAGCAGACUUCACAAAGUGAAAAUUAAAAACUUUUCAUACGAAGCACACGUUGCACGACAGAUCAUUGAAUUACAAAAUUUAUUGUUAGCCUACGCAUAUAUUGAGAGUGGAUGCAGCUAAAAUUCCACAUUUUGGUAUGAUGCCUUCUUUUCCGAAAGACAAUGACCUACGUCGUUACAAUUCGACAUCUGGGGAGCAUCAAGCUUACAUCAAACAUUAUGGCUCCUAAGACAAAACUUCUUCUAUAUCUACAUACACUUUAUCUACAUAAACCAUAAAUUAGGAUUAAAUUAGAAUUUAAGGGAGUAACGCUUAAUGAUUUUGCAUUCUCAGCACUGACCAGAAAACUGCAUAAGUGGUGUUGCUCAACAAGGCUCUUUACUAUGCCCGUUUAAUCAAACUUCUUGUUAAAUUAUAUAAUGACAUCCUUGAAGAGAUUAAGAUAUGCUAAGUGUUCGAGAUUUAAUUUUGAUUCACAACUGACAACUGCUAGACAAAGCUUUGUUGUUUUAAGUCUGGAAUCAAACAAGGCUAAAAGCUAGCUCUUGUUAAGAACUAGCGUUUCGUUGAAUUUUUAUGAAUAGAUAAAAUAAAAUAAAAUUGUUUGCCAAAGAACUAAUCAUAUCACCCCGAUUAAAAAAAGGCAUGCUUUAUUGAUAUGCAAAAAUGGUGAUUUCAGCUAACAAUAAACUGUUUUAUUACCUAAAAACAUUUAGAUCGAAUUUAAGAAACUUGCGACACCAAUGCUUAAGUAAUUAAUCUAAAAUUUCUUUCUGAAAAUAAAUUGAUAAAAAAAUGAUACACAAAGCUCAAAAGUGAAGCUCUUCUCUUGGCUACAACUUUUUAUGCUCAACGGUGAAACUUGGCAGACAAUUAUGUCCGAUUUGAAAAUGUUCAACCGUAUCAGGUGAAUACAAUUUAGUUUUGGAAAUUCAGCCUAUUACAGUUAAUAAAAAUCCGGUAAGCUAUGUAAGGCCAAUCAACCCUAGCAACACUUGUAUUCAUACAGCCUAAUAAAUUCACCAUAUUCGGAUUCAUGCUAGACCAAUAAGGCUUCAAGUAUCACCAAAAUAGAGUCAAAUACAGUCUUCGCGGGCUCGAUGUUGGACUUCCAGGGGUAAAUGCUUGACAUGACUAACUCAAAAUCGCACAGAGUCUUGGCGAUUUUAUGAGUCAUAAAGCUUGGUUUGGAGAUGGCAAGAAAUGGCGGAAACCUGCCAUACUGAAGCACACUUAUUCUUCAUAUUCUUCAGAGUAUAAACGUCAGUUUAUGACCGAAAGAAUGCAGAAAAUUUUUGAUGUAUCCAAGCGUUGAUCGAGAACUUGAUUUGGAAGCCCAACAACUAUAAACAGAGACAUAUGAGAGAAAGGCAGGUUUGGGGCUCUUCAUCCAAAUUCCGAAAAAUCUAUGUGUUAAAAAAGCAGUCUAUGUAACCUUUAUUUUGGGGGUUUUUCUUUCAUACUUUUGACAAAUCGAUAAUCAGUUUCUAUGACGUCACGUUUAAUCACGUUUAAUCGUUUCUAUGCGAUUAAACAAGAACUUGAACAUUGCUUGUGAAGAUGAAGAUGCAAAGAAUAUUCGUAUAUGCUAAAAUCAGGUUAUUUGUUACAGGCUAGGAAUAUUUUCGAAUAUCAAAACGAACUGCCCGCGUAAUCACUUCAUUUAGCCUGCUAAAAUUUCAAUUUCACUUGAUCCUUGCAAUAAAGUAUUGCUGCAAUUACGAUUUAAAUCAGAACUCUUUUAUUAAACACAACAUUCCGGUACUCUAUUGUGUCAAUUUAUUCCUUUCAAGCAAAAUAUAGACCUAGAGCCUGAAAACCUAAACGAUAUGACUCUUGAAGAAGAUAAGGACGUCCAGGCUAUUUGAUAAUUGAAAUCUCAAAAGUUUAUUUGCGAAGAUAAAACACAGCCGCAUUGAAAUGUUUAAUUUGUUUGGAUAACAUUAAAACAGAAUAGAACUCCUACGCAUCGACCAUAUUUACUUGCCGGCAAAAUCGAGCAGUAGCAACGAGACAAUCAGAACUCUUUACCACCGACCACGAAAAACAUGCCAUCUGCGAAUUGACCGGUGUUCUGUACUUCAAACAGAGUUAUGUACUACAGGCGAUAGCGAAGAAGAGCCCGGGAAGCUAGAAAUUCUAUUAGUUCUGAUUAUGGAAUUAACAACGCACGCUCUGAACAAGUAUGAAUGGUAAUUACCUAGUUCUUUCAAGAUUAAAAUUGGCGGUCAUACACAAAACAAGGCAAGUUGAGUUAAGCUUGUUUGGGUGGAAUACUGAUAAACAGUUAUUUAAAUUCAUAUAAGACAUGGCUAUAGUUUUGAUUUGAAGCAGAGAAAAUCGGCAGCCGAUUUUAUAGGGAGAAUUUGUUACCUAGAGAGACUGUGCAUGAUGUUAAGAAUUUACGUUGACAAUCUUAUCUGAAGUCGUCAAUGUAAAGAAUUCAUGCUGAGCUACUUAACAUGCAGUGCCUGUUACUAUGGCUGGACAAGUUAUCAGGGAGCUAUGACUGGUUAUAAAGCAGUGGCGCAGAGAGUGCUUGAGCAGCCAAGAAGCGAAUUGGUAUUGGAAAAUGAUGGUUAGAGUGUGUAGAGUGGGCGUCGACCUUCAGAAAAGACGCCAUGCAGGCGCUUUGAGCUGAUAAAAGAAAACAUUGGUAAAUGAUUCGUCUUGGUGCAUGACGUUAUUUUCAUGACAUUACAGCUGAAGUAAAAACAAUCUAACAAUCUACGCAAGAAGAGAAUAAUUUAAUUCUAGGAUCACAUGACAGUAAACACAGCUUUGCGAAAUUUACUGUGGUGUUUUCAAAACGUCGAGAUUCAUAUUAAUCCUCUAAAGAAAUACGACGAUAUUUCGGCAGAAACAUUGCUGAAUUUUCGCAUAUAUGAAUGCUUCACAGCAGGGGAUGGUGCUGAGGAAGUCUAGCAACCGAUUGAUCUCAGUUGCAUGGAAAAGAACGCAAAUGAAUCGAGCAGAUUGCAUGGAAAAGAACGCAAAUGAAUCUUUGUGAUUUAUGCUCUACUUUUUCAAGAAUUAGAAAUAGAUAAAUACUGGCCAUUACCAGGGACAAAAAACUUGCUGCUUGAGGCAAUAACCAUUGAAAAAAUCGAUGAACAAAACAUUUUUCUUUCGAGGAGUUGUAUAUUGCGAUCAACAUGGAAAAGGAUAUCCUUGCAAUGAAAAUACUUGCAUAUUCUUAUUCAACGUAUUCGUGGCAUUAAACGAAAGCUACAACAAAAUUUGAUUAAAAUGCAUUCAUGUGAGGCAAUGAGCAGAUUAUGACGUCAUUAUUUGAUACACAGUUUCUAUUUGAACAUAGAGUUGGAAUAGGAACAGCAAAUUGUUGGAUUAUGCAUUGCAACCAGCUGCUUGUAUAUUGGCUUUUUUGUGUGUAUGGAAUACUCUACCCUUGAAGAGUCCAGCUAACACCGUGAUUCAGGAGAGCGCAAAUUUCAUCAAAUUAAAGAUAUCCGCUUGUUCAAGAUGUGGUGAGCGUUCUUUGAAAUCAAGAAUUUUCAGAACAGGGUUAUAUAACUAAAAACUUAUCAAAACAAGUGAAAAAGGAUAUUCAAUAAUCAAUUACUUUAAGGAGUUAAAAGAAGCAUCGAAGAAAGACAGUAGUACGGUAUACAAAAUACUUUGGAUUGCUUCAUACGACACAUGGUUGCUACAAGAAAACCUGUUAGGACAGGGGCCAAGCAGAAGAAGCAAGAAGAGGGCGAAGACAUCGAGAACACAGGGGAAAUCAGCUUAAAGCCAGCGUUCAAAACACUGACGUUUCGGGUAUUGGCAUUAAUUAUAUACAUGUGCCUUGGGGCCUUGGUCUUCUGUGCCAUUGAAUUCCAAGAUAACGACAAGACGAAAUGGGACAGAAAGACUGUGCUAUUAAGGUCAAUGCUUAAGAGAAAGUAUAACAUAACAAACGAGGAAAUGGAGAAAUAUGAAGAAGCAGUGGCAAAAAGGCAGAUCGAGUAUAGAGCAAGCCAUCAUGAAUGGUCAUACUAUCAAUCACUGUAUUUCGUAAGCACCGUUACGACAACUAUAGGUUAUGGCCAUCUGACACCACAAACGCAAGCUGGGAGACUAUUUCUCAUCGUGUUUGCAGUUGUUGGCAUUCCAAUAAAUAUACUCGCAUUGGCUACAGUUGGGGAACAUAUAACAAUCGGAAUAUGCUUUGGAAUAUCGAGACUGAGCAGACUAUGUUGUAAAAGACGGACCGUCCGCCAUAUUAAUAUCAAGGUCAUGAUAGUCUCGAUAACAUUAAUGGUUUUCAUGUUAUUCAUCGGUGGUGCAUUAUAUGUUUCCACGGAACAAUGGACGUAUAUCGAUAGCAUAUAUUAUUGUUUUGUUGCCCUGGCAACCAUAGGGUUUGGAGACCUGGUACCAAACGACGGCCAGGCACCAGAGACGUCUUUCGAGAAAGCUCUAUGGGGCCUACGUGCAUUGUAUAUAUCGAUUGGGCUCUCGCUUGUUUCAACUGUGUUUACAGCGAUAUCAAAUGCAAUCGAGGAGAUCAACGCACUGCUAGGAUGGUCAAUGAAAGGCGAGGACAAGGAGCAAAGACGGAAACUGAGUACCGUCGAUGGUGAAAAUGUGCCAGGGCUAAAGUCACGUGCAAUAAAGCUACCCAAUCAUAUCACAUAUCGGACAGCAGUCGAUGAAAUGCAUGACAACCUUGCUUCUGCAUUGCCAAUGCCCGGCUUUCGGCCCAGGUCGGAUGCGAGCUGUAACAGUAACAAAAACACAAAGAACAAAUUACUGCAUGGAGAUUUGUCUCGCAGUGCUGGCCGAAAGAGAGACAGUAAAGGCGUGGUCACCAUGAACAAUACGCCUAGCAAACCUCCACUAAAAGAAAAGAGUAAAAUCGACUUAAAAAGGCCGGACUCGUCGUCACGAAGCAGUGCUGAUAUAGCGAUUGAUCUAGGAUCACAAAAUCAUUAUGAGCUAUCAACAAUCAGUUACAAUGAUUACGGCGAUUCAGCUAACAGGCAGAUAAACAUAGGCAACGGUGCGGCGAUACGCUUGAAGGAGAUAUCAAUUGAUAUAGGCAGUGGAAUAAACUAUGUUGACUUAAGGCCUACACAGCCCAGAAGGCUUCGAUCGGUGAAUUCUAGCGAAAAUGACGGGUAUGAGAGCAGUCACUGCACCCAAUCCGAGGCUAGUCUCGCACAUCCUGAGCUAAAACUAAGAACUCGUCGAAAUAAUAUACUUGAUAUCGAAUCACAGAUAUCAGACUUUCCAUACUGCGCUAGUAAAAGACGGACUACCAGUACCACAUCGGCACCUCGUUUAGAAAGGAGAGAACGGUCUAAUACAAUGUCUAGUAAACUAUCAUGGGAAGAUACAAAUUACACCGCAUUGAAAUUCAAUGGGAUCUGUAUGCAAGAGGGUGGUCCAGCUUUUACUGAAAAGGGAAGAAAUAUCAAAGAGGUUUUCAACAGACGAUAAAGAGCUUGUCAGCCGGCUUACAUUGUCUGAAAUGAUGCAAAUAUCAUUGGCAACUGGCUGCCAGAUUGAUGAUGAAUAGUGACAAGAAAACUACAGCUAAAAGGUUGAAUACAAAAACAGAAAAUUUGCUGCUAAGAGGCUCAGCAGUAAGGUUGUUGGUUGUAUGAAUCACAUUGGUUCGCUUUAAUGCACAAAUGGCUAUAGCAUAUAGGAGAUGUAACUGUCGCGUUCAAACAACUGGCUUAUUCACCUUGGUACAAAACAGUACAAUGCAACAUGGUAUUUAAAAUUUAAGAGAAUUGUCAAAAAUUGCUUUUUUUGUUGCCAACGCUAAGAACGUGUAUCAUUAUAUCAGCAUCUCUCCACAAUUCAUAUUUGAGAUUAUCAAAAUAGUGAACAAUAUAAAUACUUCCGAACCCCGGCAAGCCCCACAUUUGUCACUCCAAUUCAUUGGAAAAAUAAAACACACGACACGUAGGCAUUGCUACUAUCAGUGAUGAAGGUUCCAUAAAUAUGGUAAUUUUUACCUAACAUUUGGUACCCCCUUCUAGACAAAGAUUUAUUCCAUUUAAAACUCCUCAAAAAAGGUUUCCUGCCUUUUUAGUUUAACAGUACAAACUAAAAAAUAUCUUCUUCUCCGGUUCCUGGCAUUCAAACAAUACUUUUACACACCCUUCCACCACUUUAAAAAACAUACUAUUACACUGUAGUCUCCUGCAUUAUCACAUUAUAAACUGGUUUUAAUACAUGUUUUUGACAGUAAAACCACAUGUGCUUGAUUCGUACAAAACAUCCAUUACAAAACCCCAUCUAUUUUUGUGCACAAAAGUGUCGAAAAAUAGAUUGGAAGCACUCAGGUCUAAUUGUGGCAAACUUUCUACCUUGUGGUAAAGCUUCAUAGAAGCAUUAGUUUUAAUUACGCAGCAAAAUUCAAAAUAAUUAACUUUUCUCAAUGCAAAAUGAGAUGAUAGCUUGAAAAUUGGGUUUUACUGACAUAACUGACUCUGUCUGCUGACAUAAAAAAGAAAAGCUACUCUUACGGUUAAUGCCAUGUGCUGCUUAAGGUCAAUAUUGGCAGAUUGCUAUUAUGAAGCAGUCAACAGGCCACGCUGAUACAUAAAUACACGAAGAAAUCAAAUGAGUAAAACUGGAUCUGUAAAAGUAGAUUUCUAGAGCAUCAAUUCUAAUAUUUCAAGCAAGCGUUGAGUACGCUGUGUGUCUGUUUUCCCUUUUCACUUGAAAAUGUUCUUGCUGAGCAUCCCUAUUUGCAUAGCAGCUCUUAAAUCAUCUGUACAUGGCCUAAAGACAAUCGAAAGGUAUAGAAGUGGCUUAAGCCAUCUAUCAAUCAAUAUUAGCCAAUCAAUAAGCGUGUGAGUGGAAUCACACUAGCUGGUUGGUCAACUCUUGAUUGAAAGACGGCUUAAGCCC